Maniola jurtina (meadow brown) is the source of this 517-nucleotide messenger RNA. It is a transcript of the gene RpL32, whose product is annotated as 60S ribosomal protein L32. Gene Ontology annotation, cellular component: cytosolic large ribosomal subunit; ribosome. Bases 84 to 488 code for a protein of 134 amino acids. The transcript has 3 exons. The record is from RefSeq and is a predicted model, not a curated record. NCBI's taxonomy places the organism in Eukaryota, Metazoa, Arthropoda, Insecta, Lepidoptera, Nymphalidae. Gene Ontology annotation, molecular function: structural constituent of ribosome. Gene Ontology annotation, biological process: translation.
UUGUCUAUUCCUUCUUCCUUUUCGUGCGGCCGUGUCACCGCGUGGUUUUCACAGCCGCGUUUCCAAAGUGAAACAAACUCAAAAUGGCAAUCAGACCUGUAUAUAGGCCGACAAUCGUCAAAAAGAGGACGAAACGAUUCAUCAGACAUCAAUCGGAUCGCUAUGAUAAACUUAAAAGGAACUGGCGCAAACCAAGAGGUAUUGACAACAGAGUGCGCAGACGUUUCAAGGGCCAGUACCUGAUGCCCAGCAUUGGUUACGGAUCAAAUAAGAAGACACGUCACAUGCUACCCAAUGGUUUCCGUAAGGUACUCGUGCACAACGUCCGUGAAUUAGAGAUCCUCAUGAUGCAAAACAGGAAAUACUGCGCAGAGAUUGCGCACGGAGUCUCCUCAAAGAAGCGCAAGACGAUCGUGGAGCGAGCGCAACAGUUGAGCAUACGGGUGACCAACGCCGCCGCGCGUCUGCGCAGCCAGGAGAACGAAUAAGCUAUUGUUAUAAUAAAAUAUAUAAACUA